Molecule: messenger RNA, 732 nt
Organism: Suncus etruscus (white-toothed pygmy shrew)
Lineage: Eukaryota; Metazoa; Chordata; Mammalia; Eulipotyphla; Soricidae
Gene: TREM1
Product: triggering receptor expressed on myeloid cells 1
Exons: 4
Coding region: 28-732 (234 amino acids)
Biological process (GO): neutrophil chemotaxis; neutrophil-mediated killing of gram-negative bacterium; chemokine production
Source: RefSeq, a predicted model, not a curated record
AGUCGUAGGAGCAAGCACAGUUGAAGGAUGAGAAAGGCUGGGCUAGGAGCUCUGCUCUGGAGACUCUUCUUCCUCUCAGACCUCCAAGUUGCAGCUGAAUCUGAAGAAAAGUAUGUGCUAUUUGAGGGGCAGACCCUACAGGCAAGCUGUCCCUUCACCAUCUGGAAGCAUGCCAACAGUCGGAUGGCUUUGCAGAGGCUGAUAGAAGGAAUGGAGCCCCGGACCCUGGCAAUCACAGAGAAGCCAUCAGGGGUGACCAGUAAAGUCCAGGAGGGAAGGUACUUCCUGGAAGCCAUCUACAAUGAAGCCAUCCUGAAUGUCCAUGUGAGCAACCUGCGCGUGGAGGACACAGGGCUCUAUCGGUGUGUGAUCUUCCAUCCCCUCAAGGAACCUUAUGUUCUGACUCCCCUGAUACGCUUAGAAGUGAUCAAAGAUCCUUCAAGUACUUCUGCUCCAAAUAAGGAGAUUAUUGAAAAUGUGUCUCAUAAAUCCACUCUUUCUUCUACCAUCUCCACACUCUCAGAUAAGGAUCUUGGGACUGUGACCCAACUCCCACCCACAUCAACUGUUCGAAUUUUCUCUCCUGGACUUGGAGUCACUCUUACAAAUGUGACAGAUGCUAGAAGGGUCUCAAUGGUCAACAUUAUCCUUCCUGUUGUAUAUGGACUCCUGAGCAAGAUCCUGGUCUUCACUGCUUUAUGGAUUGUCACGCAGAGAUCAUUUGCUAUCUAG